AUGUCAACCCAGCCACUUACAACCAUUGGCAUGGAGAACAAAAACAACAGACGUGGUGCCUGUGACCGGUGCCGCGGACAGAAGCUAAGAUGUGUCGGCGCUGCAGAUCCCAUCGUCAUCUCCGGCAGUCGCUUUCAACGUAAUCAGACUCCCUGUGAACGUUGUAAAAGGGCCAAGGUCGACUGCUACAGCGUUAGACCUGUUUCCAGACGCCCGGGAUCCGGCUUUGACCACAGCGAUGAGCGUCAAGCCAACGGGUCUCAAGCAAACGGUAUUGGACCAACACCGCAACGAUCAAAAUGCACUGCAACCAACCCUGCGGGUGUAAACCAUCGAAUUCCCGAGCCGAUCCCAGUCGCCGAACCUCAGCCAAGAUACGACAGCACGUCCCGAGAUGGUCUCGAUUUAAACAUAUCAACAAUGCUACCAGCCAACUCUGCUGAAUGGGCAAUGUAUACACAGGAUGAAGACCACGAUAUGGAGGUCCAAGAGUUGGACUUAGCGACCCCUGUCUGGAUGCUUGAGCAACAGAGGACCACUGGGCAGAAUGCUUGUUCCGAUAAGUCGUACAGGGACAGCGAGCUCGAUCUGAUAUCGAGCAAGGCCGGUUGGAAGGAAUUUAAUUCCAAUCAAGGUGACUUCGGCCCAAUAGAUUACCAAACUCGGAACUUCGCCAAUCUUUCACGGCAAUCUAUGUUUGAAUCGAACGAAUACGAGCGUUCUAGGAACCACAAACAAGCGCCAUCAAAGCCCACCAACACCCCCUCUGAGCCAUCGACAAAAACUUAUAUCCAAGAACUGGCGAAAUUCAAUGAGAUGCUCCUCCGCGAAAAGGGAUCUUACGAAGAUGCGGCACCCGGCCCGGCCCAGCAACGAUCAGUAGGCCAAACGCUGCAUCAUUGCCAGCAUUUCUUGUCCAUAUUGAGGCGGCUCCGCCCAUCCUCUUACAACCCAGAUUCAAAUGAAUUUGCUUCAGAAUGGUCUUAUAGCACCGAAGAGGGGAGGUUAGAGGACACCCCAUAUGCGCCGUCUUCGUCGCGACAGAGCGCUCAAAACGACACACCGUCCACUGCAUCUUCUAUUGACUCUCCUCUUGAGGUUUCUACACUUUUAUCAAUUCUUUCUUGCUACACGUAUAUUCUUCAGUCAUAUGAAUCAUUGUUCACUCCAAUCCUGGACUCCGUCACGAGCUCAACACCCACAAUUCCGCCGACGUUGGCUGGUCUCCACCUCGACGGAUUUGAGUUAGAUGGCUACAACAGCCUCCAACUAGAAUGCCUCCUCACAAUCAGUCUGAGUUUACUAGAAAGAAUAGACUUCAUCCUGACUGGCGUGCCUGGUGGACAUACAGACCAGCAUCAUGGCGGAGGACUCCUUGGCAACAAACUAUUCAGUGGCUUGCUUGAAGCAUUACAUGAUCAAAACGGGCCAAAUUCUUUGAAAAGCCCUGGUAAUGGAAAACGAGAAGUGAAAGCAAAACGGUUGAUUCGGGAUAUUCAAGCAAGCUUGAGACGGCUGGAUCAGUAA
Clonostachys rhizophaga is the source of this 1527-nucleotide messenger RNA. NCBI's taxonomy places the organism in Eukaryota, Fungi, Ascomycota, Sordariomycetes, Hypocreales, Bionectriaceae. The record is from the annotation of a GenBank genome assembly.